AUGGUGCCAUGCAAGGCUGCCAGCAGCGCGCAGGGCACUCGCCGAGCGACUGGGGAUGAUAAGUUGAAGCUCAUCAAUUCGGUGGACUGCUUCAUCUUCGACUGCGACGGCGUCAUCUGGAGGGGCGAUUCGGUGAUCGACGGGGUUCCUGAGACCCUGGACCUGCUGCGGUCGCUGGGCAAGAAGCUGGUGUUUGUGACCAACAACUCCACCAAGAGCCGCGCGGGCUACCUCGGGAAGUUCACCAGCCUCGGCCUCAACAUCAACGCGAAGGGUAUGAUACAAGCAGCAGCCUCAGCAGCAGCAGCGACGCCGGUGACGGCGAUGGCGGCGGCAGCGGUGGCGAUACCAGAGGCGCCGCCAAGAAGCUGCAGCGGCAGCGGCAGCGGCAGCGGCAGCGGCAGCGGCAGCGGCAGCGGCAGCGGCAGCGGCAGCCAUAGCAGAAGCGGGAGGCGCAGCUAUGGCAGCAGCAUCAGCAUUCAGCCAGAGGAGAUCUACUCUUCCUCUUACGCAGCGGCGGCCUACCUCGAAUCGAUCAACUUUGACAAGUCCAAGAAGGUCUACGUCAUCGGCGAGACCGGCAUCCUCGAGGAGCUCGACCUCAAGGGCAUCCCUCACCUCGGCGGCCCGGCCGACGCGUCCAAGGUUGUGUCGCUCAAGCCUGGGGAGUUCAUGGAGCACGACCACGACGUCGGCGCGGUUGUCGUCGGCUUUGACCGCAACAUCAACUACUACAAGAUCCAGUACGCCACCCUCUGCAUCCGCGAGAACCCCGGCUGCCUGUUCAUUGCCACCAACCGCGACGCGGUGACGCACCUGACAGACGCACAGGAGUGGGCGGGCAACGGCAGCAUGGUGGGCGCCAUCAUCGGGUCCACCAAGAGGGAGCCCCACACCGUCGGCAAGCCCAGCAACUUCAUGCUGCUCAACAUCGCGGACCAGUUCGGCCUCAAGCCCGAGCAGAUCUGCAUGGUGGGCGACAGGCUGGACACGGACAUCCUGUUUGGCCAGAACGGGGGCCUGGCGACGUGCCUGGUGCUAUCGGGGGUCACGACUGAGGAGCAGCUGCUGUCGCCUGACAACAAGGUGCAGCCGGACUUCUACAUGGGGCAGCUCUCUGAUCUCAUGGAGGUCAAGGAGGCCUUGACAGUGGCCGCGUGA
Molecule: messenger RNA, 1161 nt
Organism: Monoraphidium neglectum
Lineage: Eukaryota; Viridiplantae; Chlorophyta; Chlorophyceae; Sphaeropleales; Selenastraceae
Product: 4-nitrophenyl phosphatase
Exons: 7
Coding region: 1-1161 (386 amino acids)
Molecular function (GO): phosphatase activity
Source: RefSeq, a predicted model, not a curated record